Theobroma umbraticum is the source of this 2169-nucleotide messenger RNA. RefSeq lists its product as uncharacterized. Gene Ontology annotation, cellular component: endoplasmic reticulum; Golgi apparatus. The record is from RefSeq and is a predicted model, not a curated record. NCBI's taxonomy places the organism in Eukaryota, Viridiplantae, Streptophyta, Magnoliopsida, Malvales, Malvaceae.
AUAGUAUUUAUUUAUUGUUGGUAUUUACACUCUGUCUCUCUCUCUCUCUCUCUCGCUCUCUCUCUCUGUCGAGCGUUUCCAAUUAUGGAGUCCGUCGAUCUCCAUGAAGCCCACGAAACCACCACCGCCAACCACAAUGACCAUGGCUGGCAAAAGGUAUCAUAUCCCAAACGACAACGCAAGACCAAGCCCAACGCCGAUCCCGAAAAGCCUAACCUUACCCGCCCUAAUGGAUCCCUAACUAACGGCGCCCCUAACGUUUUCCGUUCCGUCGAGCAACAUUCGGAAGAUCGCCGCCGGCGGACCCUCGAAGCUCAAAGAGCUGCUGCCCUUAACGACAAUGCGAAGGCUAAACAUAACAGAUCGGGCCUCGAUGACGACGACGACAACGACGAAGACAGUGAUCUGGAAGGCAUUAAACCUAACGGAAAGCCGGCAGAGGAGGAAAAGAAGGUGAAGCAAAAGAAGCCGAAGAAGCCUAAGGUUUCGGUUGCAGAGGCCGCCGCAAAAAUCGAUCCCGCCGAUCUCUUGGCAUAUCUCGCUGGAUUGAAUGAGGAACAGCAGGAAAUUCAAAUGCAGAAGUUUGCGAAUUAUUUUGGGAAGGCAUUCCGGGAAGUGGUAGCGGGGCAGUUUCCUUGGAUGAAGAUGUUUAGGGAGAGUACCGUUAUCAAGCUUGCUGAUAUACCUCUUUUGCAUAUUUCUGAUGCUGUUAAUAAGACAUCAGCCGAUUGGAUAAGCCAACGAUCCCUUGAGGCACUUGGUUUCUUUGUAUUAUGGUCUUUAGACAUCAUUCUUGAGGACUUGGUGGCCCAGCAAGUAAGUGCGAAGGGUUCCAAAAAAGGUGUGCAACAAACAUCAUCAAAGUCUAAGGUUGGAAUAUUUGUGGCAUUAGCAAUGGUAUUGCGGCGUAAACCUGAUGCGUUAAUUAGUGUAUUACCGAAGCUGAGAGAAAAUUCAAAAUAUCUAGGACAAGAUAAGCUCCCUGUCUUUGUAUGGAUGAUAAUUCAGGCCUCCCAAGGAGAUCUUGCUGUGGGGAUGUACUUGUGGGCACAUCACCUUUUGCCUGUAGUUGGUGGAAAAAACUGUAAUCCACAGUCCAGGGAUCUAAUUUUACAGAUAGUGGAAUGGAUCUUAUCUGCCUCAAAAGCACGGUCAGUUUUAGUAAAUGGUGCUGUUAGAAAAGGGGAACGUUUGGUGCGACCAUCUUCAUUUGAGAUACUAAUGCGAGUUACCUUCCCUGCAUCUUCAGCUAGAGUAAAGGCUACUGAAAGGUUUGAGGCCGUAUAUCCCACACUGAAGGAAGUGGCUCUUGCUGGUUCUCAUGGAAGCAAAGCAAUGAGACAAGCAUCUCAGCAGAUAUUCGACUUUGCUAUCAAAGCAGCAGGAGAAAGCUCUCCUGAGUUAUCCAAAGAAGCAGCUGGAAUAGUCAUAUGGUGUUUGAACCAGAAUGCUGACUGCUACAGGCAGUGGGACAAGGUGUAUCUUGAAAAUCUAGAAGCUAGUGUUGCUGUUCUUAAAAAACUUUCAGAGGAAUGGAAUCAACACUCUUCAAAAUUUACUACUCUUGAUGCUUUGAGGGAAACCAUCAAGAGUUCUAGGAACAAGAAUGAGAAAGCAACGGCUGGUGGAGCAGAUGCCUCUAGACAGGCACUGUUUCAGGAUGCAGAGAAGUACUGUAAGCAUAUAUCUGGAAAGCUAUCACGAGGCCAUGGGUGCAUGAAAACUCUGGCCUUUGUUGUUGUUGCAUUUGCUGUAGGUGCGACUGUCGUUUCUCCCAACAUGGAUGCCUGGGACUGGAACAAACUGUCUGUAGUUUUCAGCUCUUAACAAUCUUCCCGUCUAGAGCUUUGUCUUUUAGAUACUUUCUUUCCUCAGUUAAAAGAGUUUUUGAUCUAGAGUUUCCAACUGGAAAGGAAAAAAAAAAACAGGAAAAGAUGUUUUUUAAUAUGGCAUUUAGGGAGAAUAGGAUCAGAAUACAGGCAGUCGUCUUGAAGAAGCCAAGCCCAAGGUUGAGGAAAAUCAUUGAAUGAGUUGGGUUUACUAUAUUUACAUGUAUUUCGAGUAAUUUAUUCUCAUGACUUUUGUAGAUUCCAAUAAUUUGAGGAUCAAUCUGCAUGGUGGAAACCAUUAUUAGAAUGCUUUGACAAAUGAAGUUUCUUCAGUUGCUUA